AUGUCUACGUUGGAGGUAAAGGUUACUGGUGAACGAGAAAUAAUAAAUCAACAAACCGUUGACUGUGAAAAUACUAUACAAGAUCAACCUCCGUCACAAACGAUUAGUCAUAAUUCAUCACACGUGGUUAAGGAUGAUGAGGUUCUGAGUGAACCUGUGACUAGAGAAAGGGAAGCUUCCGUUGGGACCAUGUUAGGCAAUAACGGUGCUCAGUAUCUUAAUAUAAAUGAAGAACCUUCUUCUCCUGGAGUGGAUAAUGUUAAAAAAGUAUCAGUUUUACCUCUCGUUUUCCUAAUUUUCUAUGACGUUUCUGGGGGCCCUUUUGGUAUCGAGGAUAGUGUGAAGGCAGCUGGUCCUCUUUUAGCCCUUCUCGGCUUCUUGAUCUUUCCUCUUAUAUGGAGUAUUCCUGAGGCAUUAAUUACUGCUGAGAUGGGUACCAUGUUCCCUGAGAAUGGUGGUUAUGUGGUUUGGGUCUCAUCUGCCUUAGGUCCCUACUGGGGGUUUCAGCAAGGUUGGAUGAAAUGGAUACGUGGUGUCAUUGAUAAUGCUGUGUACCCAGUUCUAUUUCUUGACUACCUGAAGUCAGGUAUUCCGGCUCUAGGUGGUGGUUUACCUAGAACCUUUUCAGCAUUAGGUUUGACUAUUAUUCUCACUUUGUUGAACUAUAGAGGUUUAGUCAUUGUGGGAUGGAUUGCUAUUCUUAUAGGGGUUUUUUCCCUCCUUCCUUUCGUAGUUAUGGGAUUUGUGGCAAUCCCAAAGUUGGAGCCUUCAAGAUGGCCGGUGGUGAAUCUACAUAACGUGAAAUGGAAUUUGUAUUUGAACACUCUCUUCUGGAAUUUAAACUAUUGGGAUUCGAUUAGUACAUUAGCUGGAGAGGUGGAUAAUCCAAAGAAGACUCUCCCAAAGUCUCUAUUUUAUGCACUGAUCUUGGUUGUUCUUGGGUAUUUCUUCCCCCUUCUUAUUGGUACUGGCGCUAUUCCACUUCAUCGUGAGCUGUGGACUGAUGGUUAUUUUUCAGACGUCGCCAAUUUGCUUGGAGGAACUUGGUUGAGAACGUGGAUUCAAGGGGCUGCAGCAAUGUCCAAUGCGGGCUUGUUUCUGGCGGAGAUGAGCAGUGAUUCUUUUCUACUUUUGGGGAUGGCUGAUCGAGGAAUGUUGCCUGAGUGUUUUGCUAAGAGAUCUCGUUAUGGAACUCCCUCAAUUGGAAUUUUGUUCUCUGCUUCUGGCGCGAUUCUGUUGUCAUGGCUGAGCAGUCAGCAUAUUGUGGCUGUAGAGAACCUUUUGUACUGUUUUGGCAUGAUUUUGGAGUUCAUAGCAUUUAUACGAUUGAGGAUGAAAUAUCCAGCUGCUUCUCGUCCUUACAAGAUACCCGUUAACACAGCUGGAACAAUUCUUAUGUGUAUUCCUCCGACCAUACUGAUUUGUGUUGUGUUGGCUCUUUCUUCUCUCCAAGAUGCAGCUGUAAGCCUUGUUGCUGUGGUGAUUGGCCUUGUGAUUCAUCCUUGUCUGAAGCUUGCCAAGAGAAAGAGAUGGAUGAAAUUCUCUACUCCCGGAUUUUCAUGGCCAUAACCAAGAGCAUUCCGAUGCACUAAUAGAAUAACAAAUCCUGGCUGAUGUCUCAGAGAACACAAUAUGUACUACAAGCAAGCCACAACUUCUUGUUUAUAAACUUAUGUGCCUAUUUAAUAGCAAUAGCUGCUCAUUAUCUUCGCUUUUCGUGCGAUGAUUGAUUGAAAUGGUCAUUGAAUAUUUAGAAACUUAAGGUGUAAUUUCAAAUUAGUAAGAUAGACCCAAUGAC
Molecule: messenger RNA, 1798 nt
Organism: Mangifera indica (mango)
Lineage: Eukaryota; Viridiplantae; Streptophyta; Magnoliopsida; Sapindales; Anacardiaceae
Product: probable polyamine transporter At1g31830
Exons: 2
Coding region: 1-1569 (522 amino acids)
Biological process (GO): transmembrane transport
Cellular component (GO): membrane
Molecular function (GO): transmembrane transporter activity
Source: RefSeq, a predicted model, not a curated record